AUGCUUACUUUUGUGAAACCUCUGCUUGGGACUGAAGAGGCAGUAAAGAAUUUCUAUCAGCUAGCUAUGGCCAAUGAGCUAUCAUCAUAUGAGUCUGACUCAGAGAUCUCUGAUGUUGACUCAGGGUAUACUACCUAUGAUGAUACUGAUGGAACCAUUUACUUGUCUAUUCCUAAGAGCAGAGAUAACGCCACCAACUCUGAGGUGUAUGGGGCUGAUAGACAAAUACCCAGCACCCGAACAGCUCGGAAUGAAGUAUCUGAAGGAAAUUAUUCUCCCCACCGAACACGUGCAGCAGUUCGAAAUGAAGAUAUAGGUUUUCAACCCAAGACGAAACCUUUCCAGGACCCAGCACCUGUAUCUCGGCAAUCACCUCCGAAACCGCCACCGCGACCUCCUACCCCACCAGUAAAGCCUAUUCUGAAACCAGUGGUAGAAAUUCCCCGAAGGCCUCGUACUCAAGCAUCAGAGAUCGACAUAGAAAUGCCUGAUGCGAAGCCUAUUCGUUCACAUACUGCUCCCUUGCCUCGGGACCCAAACCAUGGACCCAAGAAAGGAGAGAAGGGGAAAGACAAGGAGAACCGGCUGACUCCAAUUCGCCAAUCUGCCAUAUCCAGUACAGUGAAUCGAAGUGAUGUCACAAAUCGCAUCCUGGACACAAAAGUGGAAGUGAGCCUCAGAGAGCUCAUGGAAGUAUCCAAGGAUGUGCGUACUGAAUUCACAGACAUGGUCAAGGUCAAAAAUCCUAAAGCUGUCCUCAUGAGUGCAAAGAAAAUCCCAAAGGCCAUAGUUGGCAAUUAUGCUUGGCCUAGAAUGGAUGGAGUGCUCAUCAAGGUAGAUAUGGUGACUAAUGGCUCCAUAAUUACGGCCAUCAUUGAUACUGGAUCACAGCUGAAUGUAGUCCGAGGAGACUUAGCUCGGCAGCGAAUCAAGCGAGUUGUGGACACCACACGUGCAAUCAACAUGAAUGAUGCAAAUGGAGGAUCAGGACAACUAUGCGGAAUAAUUCGUGGAGCUGAACUAAUCUGCGGAGGCUUGCAUACAACUGCAGACCUGUGGGUGUCCGAAAAAGCUCCCUUUGAACUACUCCUAGGACGCCCUUGGCAAAGAGCCAACAAAGUUAGUAUUGAUGAACGUCGAGAAGGAACUUACCUAGUCUUCAAGGAUGCCAGAACAGACCAACCCCGUUUGGAACUACUGGCAGCAACACCUGAGGACAAUGAUUUCGAACAUGGAAAUUCUCAUUUCCAAUCACUGGCUUGUUUAGGUUUGGCUCCGGACUUGCCCGAAAAUGGCAAGGUUGGUUCUGAUGCAGUGCAGGAAGAUGCGCCAAAAUGGACAGUAUUCGACAUGACAUGGGUGCCAAAUUGGGCUGAAGGCGCCAAACAGGAAUGGCAAAAUGGUGAACAUAUUGUGGUUGAAAUAAUCACACUCACUGCUAUUUUCUGGAUUGCUGCUUGCUAUACAGUUCUGAAGACUUUGUUCAGGAUUCUGGGAGCUGACAAGAGUGAGUCAGAGUUGAAACAAGUGUCUCAACUUCGUAGUGGACAAACUGUUACACUUGUCACUGCCACACCUGUCACACUUGUCGCUGGCCCCGCUGUCAACAGCAAGUCACGCGGAUAG
This is a messenger RNA of Mycena indigotica, 1626 nucleotides long. RefSeq lists its product as uncharacterized. Gene Ontology annotation, biological process: proteolysis. The record is from RefSeq and is a predicted model, not a curated record. NCBI's taxonomy places the organism in Eukaryota, Fungi, Basidiomycota, Agaricomycetes, Agaricales, Mycenaceae. The coding region runs from base 1 to 1626 and encodes 541 amino acids. Gene Ontology annotation, molecular function: aspartic-type endopeptidase activity. The transcript has a single exon.